AAGAGAAUAUCCCAUUUUGUUUUGAAGCAUGUUUUAGCUUGACACGUCUCUGGGGAAACACAACGAUGAAUGAAAUUUCAUAUCCAUUAGCCACUUGACCGCAACACAUCUUCGAUUCAAUCCAUGACGAUGAUGACGAUUCCUCAUCGGACACUGUCCUUCCUCCUCUUUCCAUUGCUGCUAUUGAUCUUGAACUCCGACCCAACCCAAUCCAAACCCUCCAUUUCCGUGUCUCCCACAACCCUUUCAAAAUCGGGGGAUUCCGUCGUUAUACGGUGGUCGGGGAUCGAAUCCCCCUCCGACCUCGACUGGGUUGGCAUCUACUCCCCACCCACCUCCUCCCACGACAACUUCAUCGGUUACCUCUUUCUCUCCAAAUCCCCAGAUUGGCAAUCCGGGUCGGGCUCCCUUUCUCUCCCACUCGUCAACCUCCGAUCCAACUACUCCUUCCGCAUAUUCCGCUGGACCCGACCCGAAAUCAACCCCAAGCGUCAAGACCACGACCACAACCCAUUACCCGGCACCAAACACCUCCUCACAUUCUCCGAUGAGGUCUCCUUUCUCUCGGGUCGGGCCCCCGAACAGAUCCACCUAGCGUUCGCGGACCAGGAGGACGCGAUGCGUGUCAUGUACGUCACGUGGGACCCCAAGGAGACGUACGUGAGGUACGGUGAAAAAGAUGACAAACUUGACGGCGUGGCUCUCGCACGUGUGAAGAGGUACGAGAGGGAGCACAUGUGCGACGCUCCCGCCAACAUCAGCAUCGGUUGGAGAGACCCUGGUUACAUUCACGACGCAUUGCUCACCAAUUUGAAGAAAGGAAAAAGAUACUAUUACAAGGUUGGAAAUGAUAAUGGGGGUUGGAGUGCAACUCACCGUUUUGUGUCGAGGGAUAGUGAUUCGGAUGAAACAAUAGCUUUCCUCUUUGGAGACAUGGGAACGGCUACACCAUACAACACGUUUUUGCGGACACAAGAGGAAAGCAUAUCAACCAUGAAGUGGAUCCUCCGUGAUGUUGAAGCUCUUGGGGAAAAGCCUGCUUUUGUGUCACACAUUGGAGACAUUAGUUAUGCAAGAGGUUAUGCAUGGUUGUGGGACCAUUUUUUCGCACAGAUUGAGCCUGUUGCGAGCAAAGUAGCAUACCAUGUUUGCAUUGGGAACCAUGAGUAUGACUGGCCUUUGCAGCCAUGGAAGCCUGAUUGGGCUAGUUAUGGAAAAGACGGGGGUGGUGAGUGCGGUGUGCCCUACAGUUUAAGGUUCAAUAUGCCUGGGAACUCUUCAGAACCCACCGGAACUGAUGCCCCGGCAACUAGGAAUCUUUAUUACUCAUUUGAUAUGGGAGCAGUGCAUUUUGUGUAUUUUUCCACUGAGACCAAUUUUCUUCAUGGGAGCAACCAAUAUGAAUUCUUAAAGCACGAUUUGGAAUCAGUUGACAGGAAGAAGACUCCUUUUGUUGUAGUACAAGGGCACAGGCCCAUGUACACUUCAAGCAAUGAAAAUAGGGAUGCUUUGUUAAGAGGGAAGAUGCUUGAGCACUUGGAACCUUUGUUGGUGAAGAACAAUGUGACGCUUGCACUUUGGGGUCAUGUUCAUAGAUACGAGAGGUUUUGUCCUCUGAAUAACUUCACUUGUGGUGGUAGUGUUACUGGGGACAAAGAAGCAUUUACUGUUCAUGUUGUGAUUGGCAUGGCGGGGCAAGACUGGCAACCUAUAUGGGAACCAAGACCGGACCAUCCCAAUGAUCCAAUAUUUCCUCAACCAAAACGGUCUUUGUACCGUGGUGGCGAGUUUGGCUACACUAGACUGGUGGCUACAAAGAAGAAGCUUGUGCUUUCUUAUGUCGGAAACCAUGAUGGUGAGGUACAUGACACGGUGGAAAUUCUGGCAUCUGGAGAAGUUGUUAGUGGUAACGGUGGUGCUAAGGGUUUGGAAUCCACCUUGUCCUGGUAUGUCAAGGGAGGAAGUGUUCUGGUGCUUGGGGCUUUAAUGGGUUACGUUAUUGGUUUUGCUUCACGUGCCAGGAAGAAGUCUGAGACCAGGAAUAAUUGGACUCCCCUGAAGACUGACGAAACUUGAACAUUAUAUUGCCGUUUGCCACUUUUUCUUUUCUUUUCUUUUCAAAUAGGGCAUGAAGGUUCUGAGUUGUGAGAUUUCCACUGCUAUUUGUUUAAUUAUAACGCCUAAGCUGCUACAUGAUAUAAUUGAGGACCUUUCUUUGUAUAUAUGUGAAAAAAAGUUUCUUUGUAUUCCUAUUUAAUCUUCUUUGCUGAACUAUGCCAUUUAAGGCAUCCCUUGUAGGGACAUGUGAAAAAAAUAUGUUAGAUAAAGGAUACCAAUGUAACUAAUUAUUGAGUUAAACGAAAUUUUCU
This is a messenger RNA of Gastrolobium bilobum, 2369 nucleotides long. Its product is annotated as probable inactive purple acid phosphatase 2. The transcript is spliced from 2 exons. The coding region runs from base 124 to 2076 and encodes 650 amino acids. The record is from RefSeq and is a predicted model, not a curated record. Gene Ontology annotation, molecular function: metal ion binding; acid phosphatase activity. Lineage: Eukaryota; Viridiplantae; Streptophyta; Magnoliopsida; Fabales; Fabaceae.